Spodoptera littoralis (African cotton leafworm) is the source of this 611-nucleotide messenger RNA. NCBI's taxonomy places the organism in Eukaryota, Metazoa, Arthropoda, Insecta, Lepidoptera, Noctuidae. The record is from the annotation of a GenBank genome assembly.
GUAUUGAUAACAAUUGAGUAUAAAAGUACCGACGUACAUUUGAAGUCAUUGCAUUAUAGUUCAACCAGUCGAAUCCAACGGGUGCCAGAAACUAUAUCCGAUUAUCCGGUAUUAUAUAAACCGUCGUUUGUUUUAAAACAAAGAAGUAACUCCGAAAGAAAGAUGACUACAAUUGUAAAUCCGCAAGUACCGUUCACACGCCCCAUUCCUGGGGGUUUAGCACCCGGCCGUACUAUGACUGUCGAGGGUGCCAUCCCUCCCCGAUCAGACAGGUUCGCAAUAAACUUGCAAUGUGGUAGCGCGGACAUCGCUUUUCACUUCAACCCUCGCUUCGGAGAUCAGUGCAUAGUUCGCAACUCCUAUAUUUCUGGCCAUUGGGGUGCUGAGGAGACCAGUGGAGGCAUGCCGUUGGUUAGGGGAGAACAGUUUGAAGCUGAAUUUAAAUGCUCUGAAGGUCAUUUUACGGUGAAUUUGAACGGGAAACAUUUUUGCGACUUCCCACACCGCAUCCCAUACCAUAAGAUCACCCACAUCAACGUGGACGGUGAUGUCAACAUAAGGCAGGUUUCCUUUGCGGACGCCUAAGCCAUCGGCCUAUAUGAUAAUGGUAA